AUGCGUGCACGGCACGCUCGGUACCAUUUCCGGAGUCCGCUGCGCCGCCGGGCAUACUCGCCCGCCUGCCCUCUGAGCUUCGAGGAUGCAGGACUCACAGAAUUUCGGAGCAGAGGCCUCCAAGGCUUCCCUGCAGUGUUGAAACGGUCGCUUUAUGACUUCCAGGUUCACGAGGUCGACUUGCAAGGGAAUGAGCUGCACCUCAGCGAGCUGAAGCCGAAAGAUUCUCAUUGUUGUGUGCCUGAUGGUGGCAGAUGGCACUUACAUUUUCGGCUUUACAAGGAAGGACUGGACACUCUGGAAGCGGUAGCACUGCUAGCACGCUGCUUGGGCCGCUCUCGGCGAACUUUGAGAUUCGCUGGUAGCAAGGACCGCUGUGCUGUCACGGUGCAGCAGAUGUCGUGUGCUCAGCUUUCACCGGCAGAGCUUCAACAUGCGCUUCACCAUCCCGAUUGCGAGAGUCGAGUUCGCGUCUCGGACCUGGCGGUGAAGCCUUCACCUGUGGGUCUGGGAGACCUGCUUGGCAAUCGCUUCAAUGUUGUGCUCCGCAUGGUGCCCGAGCAGGCUCUGCUCUCGCCAAGCUCAGCAGCUCAAGAAGCUUGCAGAUCCCUCGUCGAGUCGGGCUUUCUGAAUUAUUUCGGCCCGCAGAGGUUCGGAUCGCAGGUCAUCCAUUCAUUCCAUGUGGGAGCAGCCAUCUUGCGUCACGAGUUCGACCGUGCAGUGAGAUUGUUACUGGGCGACGUCGAGCUCCUGGGCGGGGACGCCGCAAGAGCAGAUGCUAUGACUUGGGGUACCUGGGAUGAGGAGAUGCAGGCAGCGCAGCAAAGUCUUCUGACGGCAAUCAGAGCUGGUGGCGAUGUUGUUCUGGCAGCCGAGGCUGCAUUCCAACGAGUUCCCCCAGUUCCUGGCUACCACGUCGAGCGAGGCUUGCUGCGCUGCUUGGCUCGUGGGCUCACUGCGGAGGAAGCUCUUUUGCGUUUACCACGGCAGGUGCUGAUGCUCUUCGUAAAGUCUGCCCAGAGCCUCAUCUUCAACAAGGUCUUGUCUCACCGAGCUGCCCUGGGGCCUCUUCCCGCAGAGGGCGACCUUGUCUUGCAGGGAGGAUUGGACGGAGAAGAGCCGGUACCCGUGGAGCUGACGAAACUUGCAUCCGUCGAGCCGGAGAGUGUCGUCCUUCCACUGCCUGGCAGCUCCGUUCGCUAUCCGUGCCUAGAGAUCUCUACAAGAGGUCUACGAGGAAGCUUCCGAGCAAUUCCUUCAAGUCUCGCUUGA
This is a messenger RNA of Symbiodinium sp. CCMP2456, 1272 nucleotides long. The record is from the annotation of a GenBank genome assembly. Lineage: Eukaryota; Dinophyceae; Suessiales; Symbiodiniaceae.